Molecule: messenger RNA, 1248 nt
Organism: Rodentolepis nana
Lineage: Eukaryota; Metazoa; Platyhelminthes; Cestoda; Cyclophyllidea; Hymenolepididae
Source: the annotation of a GenBank genome assembly
AUGACUUCAGAACAGGGAUCAACAGCAAUUUGGAAUGACUUACCGUCCAUUAGCGACCGAGUUACUGCCAACGAAAAACCCGAGACAGAAUGCCCUCCAAAGGAGGCGGAUCUGACGAUUUUGAAACCAGCUCAAAAACACGUGCCCACAAUAGAAGGCAAACAGGUGAUGCAGAUAAUGGAUAAUUGCAUAACUAAAGUCAUUUUGGUUUCUGCAUUUCCGAAAUUCACUUCUAAUUUGGCAUAUUAUGAGCUUUUAUUGGGCUGGAAAGCGUGUGAGCAGAUCGAGCGAUACAAAGCCGCUUCCAGUGAGUAUGACACAAUAAUGAACGGCUGUGAGAAUGUGGGAGACCUAUACCAUUUCAAGCUGAAUGAAUUGAAGGAACGCAUUACCAACACGACUCGUCAGGGUAUUCACAAUAUGCUUUCCGAAGCAGAAGUUACCUCCGCGUUGAUUAAACACUACCAGGAAUGGAAAGUUGAACCGGAAGGGAAAAUUCGAGAAUUGGCGAGUUAUUUGGUUCAGCUGCGCUCUAUGAUGCAUCACCAACUACUUUUCAGCUCCCAAGAAACUGCCGAAAGAGAAGAAUUCCUUGAGCAAACUCAACGACACGGAAUCAGGCAGGCGCAAGUAAUUCAGCGUCUAGAAGAACAGUGGGAUUCAAUGAUGAAGAAGCACAAUAAAAUGUUGGAAACCAAGAUUCAGGAGAUUGAACGCAUAAACUCUUGUCUCCUGUCAAGAGAGGAGGAAAUGACGGCAAAAAUCAAUGAAAUGAGAGAAGGAUUUCUCAAGGAAUACAAAGAGGCUCGAGAACAGCACAAGAAGACAGUAAGUAUAAUGCUUGAAGAAGUUGCAGCUGCUAAGAAGCGUUAUGAAGAUGAAAUAGCACCGGUUCAGAAGCAGGAAUUAAUGAUUCGUCGUCGAAAAUGGAUGCUGGAGGAUCAGUUAUAUUCAACGAUAAGGAAAAUGGACGAACAGCUUUUCAAACUACAAAGCAAAUAUGACGAAAACAAAAAAGAAUUCGAUGAACUUGUCAAAGAUUACGACAUUUUAAACGCAAAAUUCGAGCCCCUGAAGGUGAGGUACGAUGAAGUUAUGGAAAUCAGACGAAAGGAGGAGGAAGCCAGACAACAGGCAAUAAAAGAACAUUUUGAAAUGAUCGAAUCCGCCACUUUUAUUACAGCCCUUUACAGAGCCUAUAUGGCCCGCAAACGAAUUAGAUUGGAACGCAAGAAAGGCAUUUUGUAA